Messenger RNA from Chinchilla lanigera (long-tailed chinchilla), 2413 nucleotides. RefSeq names its product anthrax toxin receptor-like. NCBI's taxonomy places the organism in Eukaryota, Metazoa, Chordata, Mammalia, Rodentia, Chinchillidae. The transcript has 19 exons. The record is from RefSeq and is a predicted model, not a curated record. The coding region runs from base 656 to 2311 and encodes 551 amino acids. Gene Ontology annotation, cellular component: membrane. Gene Ontology annotation, molecular function: signaling receptor activity.
UUGUAACAUAUAUUGAGAUUCUUUUUGUAGAGAAAAGUUUUUCAUCAUGAAGCACUUCUAUGCAUAUAAGACUGAGGAAAAUAAAACUGAUGAUGGUACUUCUAUGAACAUGCCUUAAUCUUUUUGAAGGUAUUAUCUGUACUGCACUCCAGCUCCACAUUCCUUGGCCAAGUCCCAAGCACUGGCUUAUAGCAGGCCACAGAAGGCUGAGCCCAGUCCACUCCUCUGAGAUCUGGGUCUUUGUCCUCCCUUGGAACAUGGGCAGGGUAGUGACUGCUCUGACCCAGCAUGGUGGAAGUGACACGGCGUGACUUCUGAGCUGAUGUCAUAAAGAACUGUUCAGUUUCUACUUUGUCUUUGCAAACGUCUUCUCUUGUCUGAGUCAACAUGAUAAAUGGUCAUCAUCCCUGAUGCUACCAUGCUCUGUGGAAGCCUGAGUCACCUGGAGAGGUGGCCCCUUGAGAACCACCUGUGAGGGCUGGGAAGAGGGACAAGGAGGCCUCACCCUCCCAGACCCUAUGACCCCACCUGAUGCUGUCAACAGUACUCCCACCACCGUGAGGGCAGGCAGAUCUGGAAUGAAGAAGAUGAGGAUGUGCUGCAGUACUGCGAUGGUGCCUUUGAUGUCUACUAUGUCUUUGAUGGAUCAAAAGCCAUGUCAGACUGGAAGGAACUAUGCAUAUCUUGGGGAGAUCUGGUGGAGAAAUACGUAAACCCCAAACUGCGCAUGUCCUUCAUUGUCUUCUCCACAAGAUCCUCAGUCAAAAUGCCGCUUACCGGAGACAGAAUAACAAUCACUUAUCAACUUGGCCAACUUCCAUAUUCUACAGCUUCAGGAGAAACAUACUUGCACGAAGGACUUAAGCAGGCAAAUGCUCAGAUCACAAGAGCCAACUCUGGAGGCACUAAGGUGUCUAGCAUGAUCAUCACUUUGCUCAGUGGACCAAUGGCCCCGGAUGUAUUUAAUGAGGUUACGGCGGAGGUUGACAAGGCUCGGCGUAUGGGAGCAUACAUAUACAGCAUUGGUGUUGACAGAGCUAAUCCAUUCCAGGUGGCUUCAUUUGCAGACAGCCCAGAACAUGUGUUCAGGAUAAGAGGGCCACUCAGUGAGCUGCGUGAUAAAGUUGACUACAUUGCAACAAGGGCCUGUCUGGAACUCAGAGCUGUGAAGCCUUCCCCUCUGUGUACUGGAGCCAAGCAAGUGGUCUUGAAAGGCUAUGGCUUCCAUAAUGCACAGAGGUUGGACCAGAUCAUUUGCAGAUUCAAGCUUGGUGUCAAGAAUGUCAUUGAUGAACGUCCAAUCAGUAUGAACAUGACCACUAUAAUUUGUCCUCAACCACAGCAACUGAAACAUGGACAGAACAUCUCAGUGGAAGUCAGCCUGAACAAUGGGCGGGACUUCCUGUCCCGCAGAAUCAGUGUGAAGACCACUACAAACUGUAUUCAACCCACACCUCAGCCACCCACAAGGACGACAACACCCUCCACAACCACCACGACAACUGUCAAAACCGCCACGACAACGACAACCACCAAAACCACUCCAACACGCCCUCGUCCCACAAGCUCAGCUCGACCCCUGCUCACAGCUUCAGCCCCAGUCACUCCACGACCCCCAGCCAUCACGGCCCUCCAGACAACUCCAACCCUGCGCUCGGAGCUGCCAGAAACAAAGCCAAGCCAAGCCCUUCUGCUCCUCACAGGGGUGCUUGGUCUGCUGCUCAUCCCCAUGGUGCUCUGGUGGAUCUGGUGGUUAUGCUGCAGGACGCCUGAGAAAGAGCCACCACCUGCACCCAAGCCAAAAAAAAAGCGAAGAGCCAAGAAACCUGCUCGUCGUCUUCGUCGUCCUGCUCCUCCUCCUCCUACUUCUCCUCCUCCUCCACAUUCUUCUCCUCCUCCUCCUCCAGUGCCUCCCCCAGCACCCACGCCACCGCCUGUUACCGUGUACCCCACCAUAAUCGUGUGCUGCUGUGCGUACUGUGGUGUGUGUGUGAAGACAGGCCCGGAGGGCACCUUUGUCUUGUGCAACUUCAGUCACCCCAGCUGCCACCAGGUGCCACUGAUGAGGUCUCCAUCCUGUGACCAGGGCAGCUGCACCAACUUUGACCUCCCGAAAAUGCUCUGUGCCCAGGCCCCCUGGCACCCCAAGAUCGGCCUUCAGCCCAGCCUGGACAGCCUCCCCUUGGCCUGCUGCUCCCGGUGCCACCACCCCGCAGCCUGUAGCGCCAGGUCUCCCUCCAGGAUGCUGCACCUGUUCCACCGCCCUGCCCAGACAGCCUGCAGAUCCACACUGUCGCUCCCACCCCCAUAACACACCCCAUGCCCCACACACCCGUGUAAGAGGCCUUGCUGCUGAAUUGGACACAGGCACAGAGUGUUGCAUUCUAAUAAACCAGUUGGAUUUUGUUGCUGA